ACGUUCGGAAUGACCCACUUGGCCCUCACUUGGCCCUCUGGACCUUCGUAGAGGGAGUCCUCUGCGGGCUUGGUGCCCUAUGCCCUAUCGCAAGUCAGAGGGGCAGGGGCAGAGGCAGGAUGCAGAGGCAGAGGCAGAAGCAGGAGCAGAGGCAGAGGCAGAGGCAGAGGCAGAGGCAGAGGUAGAAGCAGGAUGCUCCAGUGAUGUUUGUAGUAAGCCAUGGCUCAGAGGCGGUUCCCUCUGUGUUUUUGUAUUCUCUUUGGGUUGUAAUCUGGCUGCCGUUCUUGAGACCAGUGUCUGCCUGUGCAAGUGCUCACGUCAUUACAACAUAAGAGCAGGAACUGUAAUAUUCAUCAUGUCGAUGAUGUUGGAUAAUGGUGUCUGCCUCCCUAAUGGGUCGGCAACUCAAGCAGCAAGUAUUAUCCCUCCUGUGCCAAGAGAGUCACCGGUUAAAGUGGUCUUGAGAUGCAGGCCACCUCCCUCACUUUCGAAUGGCAUGGGAAAUGGUGUUGGGGGUGGCAGUCCCACUCAUCCCAUGGUUGAAGUGAUCACUCGAUGCCCAGACCACCCAAAUGCAGUACGAGUGCAGGAUAAAAUUUUCUUUCUGGAUGGUGUGUCAUUUGCAUCACAAGAGUCCACGAAAGAGUUCUACGCGAAGUAUGCACAAAGGAGUGUGGAGGAUGCAACAAUGGGAGCUGAUCGAACGAUCAUGAUGUAUGGGCCAACAGGCACGGGGAAAACUUACACUAUGUUUGCUCCUGGGGAGGGGAUUGCACACUUGGCGCUGAAGCAACUGCUGGAACAAUCGGCAUUGCCGAGUGGAGGGUUUCAGGAUGCUCAUGAUUCAAGUGUUGAAGGGCCUAAUGGAAUAGAAAGAAGGGCCCACCUGGGAGGUAGUCUGGGGCUAGGAGGGGGUGCAGGAGCGAUGUCUGUAACGGUGACGUGCAUGGAGGUGUACAAUGAACGGGUUAUGGACCUGCUUGCUCCGGUUUCUGAUGCUGGGCAAGGUGGUCUUUCAAGUCGUGGAAAUGCUGCGGCGGCUGCCAGUGCUGUGCCAGGGAAGAUCCUCAAGAUUCAGAGGGGAAGAGCACUUGGUGCCCAUACAGUGUCUGGGUCGGACCCUUUCACGGUAAUGAGGUUGAUUGCCCCUGCGUUGAAGAGGAGGUCGGUUGGGUCCACAAAUUUGAACCAUAUGUCAUCUCGUAGUCACUGCAUUCUUCAGUUCCAUAUCUCACCUGCAGGAGGGAGAUUGACAUUUGUGGACCUGGCUGGCAGUGAGAGCAUCGGACGAUCUGGAGCUACUGAUGAGUCCGCCAAACAGGCGGGAACAAUCAAUCACGGCCUCCUGGUUCUGCGAAGGGUAGUUGAUGCGUUGGCGUUGAAGCACACCCAUGUGCCCUACAGGGAUAGCAAGUUAACACAGUUGUUGAGGAGUUCCCUUCAGGGCCGGGCUAGGAGUCUCAUGGUUCUGUGUACCAGUCCAUGUCCAUCAGAUAUUCAUGAAACUAUUGUAACUCUCCAUUAUGGGACGACAGCACGGGAUAUUGUGCACCUGCCUUCGAAGGAGAAAAUAAAAUCUUCUUCUGGAUCAACUGCGGGGGUUCUUGCAGAGCAGCUGAGGGCAAAGGAUGCAUUUAUCGAGAGACUCCGAGCCCAGAAUGAGGAAUUGGCCUCCAGACUGGCUGCAAUUGAAAGAGCACGCUUGCUGGGGUCUCCACUUACUGGUGAUGCGUCUCUGCCAUCCUUCUCGCAGUUGACACUUGGUGCUGAAGGAAGUUUUAGCGUGAAUGAGGACACAGAGACCAUUGAUGACGAUGAUGACUACUAUGACGAUGUGGCCUCUGAAAGUGGUAGGUCUAUGAGUGCACGUUCAGUGUUCAGUCCACGAGGUAGCGAAGCAGGUGAUCGACCAUGGAUGAUGCCAAGUCCUCUGAACAUCCCUUCUAGAAACAGCACAGGGCGGUUAAGCCUCAAUGGAGCUGAAGAAGAAAGUCGUGCUACUGAAUUUGGGAUGGGCUUGACUCGCAGCAUGAGCAUGGGCAGAGUACCAGGUCUGUCGAAGACGUUGGCAGACCAAAGUGAUGCUAUACGGAAUUGGUCAAAGCUUCGAACAGGAUGGAAGCUGGAGCAGUGGAGGAAAGCUCGGGAAGGCAAACCAUCGCGUGGCCCUCCAUCUGGGAUUCCUCCUGCUGGAGGGGUCAGUCGUCUGUCUUUGGGAGGCAGCAAUGGAAGUCACGGAAAUACUUGCCCGAGCAUGCCCUUGGUAAGCCCAAAACGACCAAAAGAACAACUGGAGCUGGGGCUGGACCUGGGGUUGAUUUCGGACGCUCAGCGUAAGCGAGUGAGGGUCAGAGAACUCCCUGGGCAUGGAGGUCAAUGCGCAGAAGAAAGAGAUACACGGACAGAGCAGGAAGAACAUUCCGAUUGUGCUCCAAAAUCUUGGGAAGUGGUGCAAGUUCACGAGGGCAAAAGAGGUGAUCCUAUUGUGAAUCAGAUGGACUGUCCUCACCAUUCCAGUGGGUCCGAUACGAUGGCCACCACUGCUGAUGACGAGUCCAGUGUCUCAAGCAUUCCUGGUGCUGUGUCGGAGACAUCCAUUGAUAGUCAGUCAGUGGAGUUUGGGGAGGAUGUUACUGCGGAAACGGGACUGGAAAAAUGUGAGAAUGCUUGUGAUCUAUCUAGUCCAAAUGGCCAUGGUAGUGUAUCCCCCCGGGUUGGGAAGAGCAAGAGAAAUAAGAGUGGAAGAAAACUCGAAUUAGCUCAUCAAGGUGACGAAAGAGGUGAGACUGGUGCAAAAUUAUGUCUGGAGGAGGCUGAUGCAGAGUCAUCUGUAACGAGUGUGGAUUCCCUUUCCUCCUGUGCUGAAUCUCCAAGCCCAGAAUCCGGAUGCCGCUCAGAUGAUGCCACUCUGAUUAAGGAGGAGACUGCAAAAGAACUUCCUGAGCCUGUUGAAUUUGUGGUUGGCGUUGUUGACACUGUGGAUACUCUGGCAGCAACAAGUGCAAGUGGUGGACCUGCUGAAGCUGGUGAGUUUCUAGAUGCUGCGGUCAUAUGCGGUCAGAUAGAAGUCGAUGCCGUAGUUCAGGAGGACUCAGGCAGACUGGAUGAGUUACACAUGAAUAGUGGUGUUCACGAGGAGGAUGCAGAUGUCGUUGUUCAGGGGGAUGAGGAGGAAGAGGAGCAGGAGGAGACAGAACUAGGGUUGAAGGGAGAUGUGAAGGAAAUCCCGGAGAACUCUAAUCGGCAGGAUGAUCCUUACGUAGAUGAUCUCCAAGCUGGUGAACAUCAGGAGACACCUGUACAGCAGUUUAUGGCUGGGGUGGGGAAGGCCGUGGAGCUUACGGAUGAGACGGGCAAGGACGGCAAUGCGAAGAAUGAUGUGAAGGAAAUCCCCAGAAACCCCAGCCGGCAGGAUGCUCCUGACAUAGAUGGUUGCCAAGCUGGUGAGCAUCAGGAGGCACCUGUGCAGCAGUGUGUCUCCGGGGUGGGGAAGGGCGCCCCGGAGCUUAUAGAUGACACGCACAAAGCUGGCAAUGCGAAGAAUGAUGAUGAUGGAGUGAAGAAUUGUGCGGAAUCUGUCAAGGAGAUCGAUGCAAAACUCGCAAUCAGUGGCGAUGCAGCAUCUAAUGUGAAGAAGGAAGUCGAGGGUGGAGCAAAGCCCAGGCUUGGCUUGGCAGGACUCAGAGCCCGGCUGGGGAAGACGCUUGGUCUGAAACUCUCGGGAGACGAAGGUGUUGCUGCUGCAAGGGCUAGAGGAAGGACAAAGGAAUUCAUGAGCGAUGGAGCACAGGACAGCCCUGCAGAUGUUCUCUGCAUGCCAGCCUUCCGUACUGCACGAGACUCUGAGAACAAUGGUGGUCUUCUGGCAGGGGAAGAGGAGGACCUGCUGCCUGCACAGCCAGGGUGGUGUGCUAUCAAGGACCCUCCCAAUUUAUCGUUGGGACCAAGUUUUCAUUGCAGGAGCAAGUCAGAAAUGCGCCGGAAUGGUCAGUCCUUACGAUCAUCCAUAGAUAGCACCGCCUGGCUCGUUGAUGCCAAUGCCACCGCCACCUCUUCGAAAGGAGUUCCAUGUGUGUCACCAUCCUCAAACAAUGGUACUGCUAGUUCCUUUACAAUCCCUCUUGCAAAAGAGGUGGUGCCUUCAAGCGAGCACGCGCCAUCAGAGCUGCCUUCAAGCGAGCACGCGCCAUCAGAGCGCAUGUCUCCUCUGCAGAUUGCAGAAUCUCCGAAAUGGCGCCUGGGAAUGGAUCCAGGGUCCCCAAGUACGGAGUCAUUCGCAAGCAGUACCGUGACGCCAACUUCCUCUGUUUCCUCUUUCACUAUGGGAAUGAGGUAUUCUGCAAGAGGUGGACGGCGACCUGCAACGGCCAGGGGAUCGACGGCUGUCCCAGCUACUUCCAGAUCCAUCCCUACGAAGGAGCAGAUGGCACAACUUGUGAAGGCACACCUGAGUAACCACGAUCGAAGGCAUUCUGAUUGUGGUGUCCUCAGUGGAGGGCUGCGGAGUGGCAGCCUUGGAAACUGGGGUUUGACAAGCUCUCCUGGCUGGUCAUCGUCUGAGGAGAAAGGGAGUUUCGUGGCGCAUCGCCGGACUCCGUCAUCGCAGAGCAGCACCCACUCCGAUUCCGGUUGUCUUGCUAGUCAAGAUUUUGGUGAUGCAUUUGCCACAGUUUGGGGAAACGAGAAUCGUCCAUCAACAGGAGUGUCCAGGAAGAUGCGACGAGCCUCAAUGGGAUCGGUUGUGCUAAGAGGAGAUCUCCAGCUUUCUGGCAGUGCAAGCAAGGAGAACGAAAUGGGAAUGAAUCGGGAAAGGAAGGGGGAUGGUUGGAUUCCUGGCAGUGGUCAUACAGCAAGCAACAGUGGGAAGUAUAUGCGUGGAAAAAGUUCAUCAGCAGACUGGCGAGAGCCGUCACUUGUUCCUCCAAUUUCUUUUCAUGACCUUCCUACAGAAGACUUUGUGCUUGAUUUCCCAGGAAAUGUUGCUGCGAGGCCGUCUGGAGGAGGGACUGAGCGUUGUAAGGUUUACGUGAAGGUGGAGGGCCGGAAUCAGCCCGUGAUUUGCAGUCUGGAUGUGAACAAAAAUGCAACUUUUGCAGAUGUCCGGCAGAAGAUCCAGAGGAUGGGUGACAAAGUCCCAGCUUGUUUCGACUUCGUUAUGCUUGGGGAAAUUGGGGGCACACCAAUUGAUAGGGACAUGGAGGGGCAUUUCACUGUUAACUUUCUGCCAAAAUGCCCUUCAGUAGAUCCAGCCCACUGCUCAUACCUGCUGUGCCUGAGGCCAAGCAGCACGGUUCCUCCGCCGCCAUCAAUGUUUUAUCCGUCCUCGCCUUCCCAGAGGUCCACUUGCUCGUCGGCAGGGUACUCGGCCCCCUCGUCUCCUCUGCUUUGUCCGGCGCCUUUCUACCCUUUGAAAAAUUCUGUCAGGCAGUCAUCCUACAUCCCCCUCCCUCCACACCUUCUUGAGUCUAAGGCUUUGGACCCACAGAAGCCUAAGCCUGCUGCAGGGAAUGGAGCAGAACAACAGGAGAGGAGAAGGGACGAAGGGCCUUUGGCAGCAGCAGCUGAUGGUUGGCUUUUGUCGAAUGCAGGACGUACUCCGCAGUUGAGAACCCUGCAGCGACAUAAUAGUUCUGUUGAAGAAAGGGAGGAGAGGAUGAUAGGUGGUGGCCUUGGGUCGAGGUUGUCGUACCCUGGUUCGAUAAUUGUACAGCAUCAUCAGCAUGGGCAUUCAUUCGCACACAGCUCUUCAGCAAACAGCAUAGCAUCCUCUGUGACAGGGGCUGCUCUUAUGCGCAGCACUACGCUCAGCUCAUCUGGGUCGAUCAUGGGAUCGGGAGUGCCACCUCUUGGGCAGGGAAAGAAGUCUACGAUGGGAGUAAAUGAAGAUUUCGCAUUGAAAAAGACAAAGAAGAGCCAGCCAGCAGUUGUGGCGUGGCUGUCUAAAAAGCUUCAAGGAAAGAAGGUACCGUCGGCAGCGAUGGCAUCACCACCCGCGGCCCCAUCAUCAGUUGCCUCCAAGUAUUCAGAGGAUAGUGAUGAUGCACGCACUCGCAGGGCGGCAAUGCGGUUAGUGGGAGGAAAUGAUGUUGUAUGGGAGAGGAAAGCCGUGCUGGCACGAAGAUGAGGUCGUUGUCUUUCAUAUUCUUUAACUCUUUUCAUUAUUCCGUUUCAUUAUAGCAUGUAUACUGUAUAUAGCCUGCAACAAUUCAAUUGUGUUUGUGGGAACUGGUGAGCAGGAGAAGUGGGAACUGGUGAGCACGAGAAGUGAACACGAGAAGUGAAAAUAGUCUUGUGUUCUUUCAAUUUGUCGGUGCCCUGGUGGCACCUGAAGAUGAUUCUAACAGCCAUACUCAAGGCGAGAGAAGGGCUGCCGAGGUCUGUCUCGAGUGGUUGGCGUUGUGCUACAGCUGUUCUGGUUUCUUUUUGCUAUUUUUCCCAGAUGAUCAUCAAUUGUCAACAAAGUCGGGAGCCAGGGGUAAGAACCACAUGCCAUGGUUGUUGGUUUGGUUGUCACAGCUGUUUGGAGGCCAUGCAUUCGGUGUCGGAUGUUUAUGUGGGUUGGCGUCGUUUGGCAAUGAUUCUGACGGUAGUGGUGACGCUUCAUGGCCACACAUCCAGUGUCGAAUGGUUGUGUGCAAUGAUUCCGACCGUAGUGGUGAAGCUUCAUCAGCCUUCUCGGCCACACAUCCAGUGUAGGAUGUGUGUGUGUGUUGUCGACGUUUCUGACGCUGGUGGUUAAGCUUACGACACUGACGGAAAAAACAAAUGUCAUGGUCGUUG
This is a messenger RNA of Chara braunii, 6780 nucleotides long. NCBI's taxonomy places the organism in Eukaryota, Viridiplantae, Streptophyta, Charophyceae, Charales, Characeae. The record is from the annotation of a GenBank genome assembly.